CUCACGGGGAAGGCACAACUAGAGUGGCACAUUGAUUUGCCAAAUUUGGCGGGAGCCUGGCAACGCUGACCCCUAAAUCUGGCAACUGAUUUAUGCAUUGCCAAACAGAAUCUUGCCGCUUUCAUUUUAUUGUUUUAGCGUCUCAACCAUUAAUUAUGCGUUACUCUAACUGUAAACUCCGGCACCAGUCAUCAUUCUUGCCUGACAUUGACCUGCCGCACAACGAAGACACUGUUGUUGGCAGAAAUCGCAGUACUCAAAUUCGGAACAAGCGCUGCUCCAGAUCUCAAGUCAGACUGCGAGCGGAUUUCAGCGAAGGCACGGUUCAGCUAACGCAACUUGGUGAAAACCCGUGCCGAGUGUUGGGCAGGCGCCUUGCAGUAGGGGAGACUGUGACGGUGUCUGACGGUGAUCAACUGGAAUUGCUUGCGGAGGAGCUGCCUUAUGUAGUUGUGUUCGGGAGGCCAUCGUCGGCUGCUGGUGCUGUCGAUUUUCCUAGUUGUGACGGAAGCCACUCCUUGAAGCGUAAAUUUGAUGAAGAGGACAUGCCGCUACCGAAAAAGCAUGUCUCAUCCGACGCUCAUGAUGAACAAGACGACCACGUGAAAGAAGUAGCUCGCAAGUUGAAACACAUGCAGAAUAGUUAUAAAAAGCAUCGCAGCUCCGAGAAGUUGACGCAACGAAGUGAAACUGACGUUGCGCGUCAACAUGCCAGUCCUGCAGCUCACCCAAACAAGAGUGGAUGGACAGAAUUGACACAGCAUCAAGUCUUGAUAUUUAAUUCAGAAAAACUUGAACACAAACCCAAGAUCGCUGCAUUUGACCUUGAUGGAACUCUAAUCACUACCAGGUCUGGCAAGGUCUUUCCUGUAAGCUCAGCUGAUUGGCGGAUACUGCUGUCAGAAACUGAGCCACGCCUGUGUAAUCUUGUAGAAGAAGGCUACAAGAUUGUUAUCAUUACUAAUCAAAGAGGUCUGGCUAAAAGCCAGAGCCAUGAAGCUGACUUCAAGAACAAGGUGGAGCAUAUCUUAAAGGCAUUGGCUGUACCAGCCCAAGUGUACGUGUCUGUUGGCCACGGCUUCUAUCGCAAACCAGCACCAGGGAUAUGGCAUCACCUGGAGUCUCAGGGAAAUGGAGGUAUCCCGGUUGAUUUGAAGGAGUCAUUUUAUGUUGGAGAUGCUGCUGGAAGACCGGCAAACUGGGAACCAAAACGCAAAAAAGAUUUUUCGUGUUCAGACAGACUGUUCGCCCUCAACAUCGGGAUUGCAUUCUACACUCCAGAAGAGUUUUUUCUGAAGCAACCUGUAGCUAAAUUUGAUCUCCCGCAAUUUGACCCUCGUGCAAUGCCAGGUCUUCCUCUUGCUGAAGUAAUAGCAUCCACAAAGCCAAGUGAAGACAAGCUCUUGAAUGGUGAUAAUCUUCCAGCGGAUCACACCGAGAUUGUGGUGCUUGUUGGGUAUCCUGCAUCUGGUAAGAGUCACUUUGCAAAGGAGUACCUUGUAUCAAAGCAGUACGCUCAUAUUAACCGUGAUAUGUUGAAGUCGGCCCAGAAGUGUGUUGAGGAAUGCGAGAAGGCACUAAGGCGGGGUCAGAGUGCUGUGAUAGACAAUACUAACCCAGAUCCUGAGAGUCGGAAAAGGUUUGUUGACAUAGCAAGGAAACAUGGCUGUGAGUGCAGGUGUUUUGUUAUGGAUUGCACCCUGGAAAGAGCAAAGCAUAAUAACCAGUUUCGUGAGAUAAAGCUGAAGGGACAACCCCAUGUUUCCGUCACAGACAUGGUGCUGUACAACCAUCGGUCCAAGUUUAAGGAGCCAAGCCUAUCUGAAGGAUUCUCAGCCAUCUUGAAAAUCAACUUUGUUCCCAAGUUCAGUACGCCUGAGGAUGAAAAGCUAUACAGAUGCUUUCUCAAAGACAAGUAGCAUCUUAGUGAAUAUACUAGGACUACCAUUACUUCUUUGAAUGUUGUUGAUCCAAAGUGACUUCUGGAUUGUUUAGUUUUGGGCUUGUAAUCAUAAAUUGUGGCCCUGUAGAUAUUAUACACCCACCAGAGUGACUCUAUUGUAUGAUCUUAUGCACAGAAUGAAAAUGAAUAUUUUUUUGCAAAGAAUACUGCUCAUGUUUUUCUUGUACCUCUAGAACACAUGCCUACUGUAUAGCCAACACUAAUAUGUGCAUACCUUACUGCUAUAUAAAAUGUAUUUGUUUUGACUGUUGUGCAAAUAUAGUGUAUGGUAUCAUAUGUGCUCAGAGACGUGGUAUUUCGCUGCAAUUCAUUUCUGAAUAAAACCUUCACUUCCCAAUUGGAG
Molecule: messenger RNA, 2306 nt
Organism: Rhipicephalus microplus (southern cattle tick)
Lineage: Eukaryota; Metazoa; Arthropoda; Arachnida; Ixodida; Ixodidae
Gene: PNKP
Product: Polynucleotide kinase 3'-phosphatase
Biological process (GO): DNA repair
Molecular function (GO): protein binding; ATP-dependent polydeoxyribonucleotide 5'-hydroxyl-kinase activity; polynucleotide 3'-phosphatase activity
Source: RefSeq, a predicted model, not a curated record